Molecule: messenger RNA, 1135 nt
Organism: Musa acuminata AAA Group (dessert banana)
Lineage: Eukaryota; Viridiplantae; Streptophyta; Magnoliopsida; Zingiberales; Musaceae
Product: F-box protein At4g35930-like
Exons: 5
Coding region: 193-990 (265 amino acids)
Molecular function (GO): protein binding
Source: RefSeq, a predicted model, not a curated record
CUCGAUGCCAACGCCGCGACUCUAAGUUAGUUUCGUUGUUUGUUGCUGCUUUGCUUAGGAUUUUGGGGUCUCGGGAUUCGAUUUCCAGCCUUCGCCUCCCAGCUGAGAUGAUGGUGAUUGGAUUCCGCUUGAACGUAAUGGUGGUUGAAGAUAUACUGAAGAAUAAGGAUUUAUGAUUUAUUUGUGUACCCCAUGAGUCUGAACUCUAUGGCUUUCAAGCAAAAGAAGCGACUGAAGAACACAAGAAACAAGUAUCUAAAACCUGGUGCACUUGCCCAAAUCUGUUAUAACAAGACGUCAAGCAAAUCAUGCACAGAUAUUGGGAAGAAGAGGACUGUGUUGGAGUCAGAGAAGGAAGAAAUUGGUCUAAUGAGGGAAGCUGAGGUUAUUCAAAGUAAUACACCUGUGACGUCUCCCACUAAGGUCAGCUCCCAGCCAGCAAUAGAUGAGGCCAAACAUCAAAACCUGCCUGUAACACCUAAGACACCACAAAGUGCAGUGUGCGACAGGCAAUCAAGACUUGAAACUCUCCCUAUGGAUCUUCUGAUUAAAAUCCUAUGCCAUCUGCAUCAUGAUCAGCUAAGGGCUGUUUUCCAUGUUUCUCAGCGAAUUCGAACAGCUGUACUUAUGGCUAGGCAAUUGCAUUUCAAUUAUACAACUCCCGACCGGUCUAGGCAAGAGAUGCUGAGAAAUAAGACCCCCCUUCCAACUGAACAUUGGCCUUUUGCAAGCAAAGCAGGAAGGAAGGGUACGUGGGGAUCUAGUCCACACACUCCUAAAGCUCCAAGACAUGGUUGUCGUUCUUCUCGUCUUCACCUGAUGGACGUGAAACAGAUUGCAGCUGUCCUAUUUCAGGAGCCCACACUGCCCCCAAGACACAUGAUGCCGCCAUGUUUAUCAAGGCCAGUUUUCAAGCCCAUUGCUUCUACUAGAGUUCUAUUCUAUGAGGAAGAGCUCUGUCAGGCAGUAGCCCAGAAUAAGCUCCGUUGACACUCCUAUCUUCAUCAAUUUUCCAUAUAUUUCUUUCCGUUAGCUACUCAAUGUAUAUGCCUUCUUUUCCUUUCAUAAUGCCAUGUGCAGGGUUAGCAGCUUAUGGUUGCUGCCUCAGGUUUUAGAAGUUAAGAGGGCAUAUAGA